Hibiscus syriacus is the source of this 875-nucleotide messenger RNA. Its product is annotated as ankyrin repeat-containing protein BDA1-like. The coding region runs from base 1 to 540 and encodes 179 amino acids. Gene Ontology annotation, molecular function: protein binding. Lineage: Eukaryota; Viridiplantae; Streptophyta; Magnoliopsida; Malvales; Malvaceae. The transcript has 2 exons. The record is from RefSeq and is a predicted model, not a curated record.
AUGGAGAUGAUAAACUUGAAGCCUUCGUUUGCCAAGAAGCUGAACCCAAAUGGGUUUAGUCCUAUGCUCUUGGCGCUGAGAAGUGCGCAGACUAAGCUAGUGCUUCGACUGUUGAAGACAGAUAAAGAUCUGGUUCGCGUCAAAGGAUGGGAAGGGAUGACUCCUUUCCAUUAUGUAGUUACAACCGGGAACUCUAGGCUUUUGAUUAACUUUCUUGAAGCUUGCCCCGAGUGCAUCGAAGAUGUGACGGUUCGAGACGAGACUGCGUUACAUCUUGCUUUGAAAGAAGACCAGAACGAAGCUUUUAACCUCCUAAUCGGAUGGCUUCAAAGGACUCGUAGUACUCACGGUAGUGUCUUUUCCUUUGAGAAAAAAAUGGCGAAUUGGAAAGACGACCAAGACAACAGCCUGUUGCACAUUGCGGCUAAGAAGAAACAACACGAGGCACUCAGACUUGUUGUUAGAUUCCCAACUUUGGUUACACGUAAAAGCCAAGGAUUCGAAAGGUUUGACGGCUCUAGAAAUCAUAAAAGAUGCUAACAGACGAGGCGUAAGCACCAGCACGAGUGACGAAGUCGACACCAAGAUUAAGCGGUUGAAAGUUAGAGUUACGUUCGAAAGAAUAAGAGUGCUGGGAGAUCGUACUAGGCACAAUAUGUCGGUGGACAUGAUCAACACGAUGCUGGUGAUUAUGGCUCUCGUUAUAACAGCAAUCUACCAAUCGUCGUUAAGGCCACCGGGUAGUGUUUGGCAAGACAACGACACCGCCCCGGCCCCGGCCCCAUCAAACAUCACUCAUCACUUGUCCAAUAAAAACAUUUUCAAUACAUCUAUAUCCAUCUUCGGUGAAAAAUCGGGAAAAGCGGGUAAAACAA